AUGUCGACGAACAGCGGCCUAAAAGCCAUAUCGCCCGUCCCGACCGCGGCGGAUUUCCUGGACAUAGUGUUGAGCAAGACGCAGCGCAAGACGCCGACGGUGAUCCACAAGAACUUCAAGAUCUCGCGUAUCCGGAAUUUCUACAUGCGUAAAGUAAAGUUCACGCAGGAUAGCUUUGACGAGAAGCUCGGGGCGAUUCUCACGGAGUUUCCGGUGCUCGACAACCUGCACCCGUUUCUGGCGUCGCUGAUGAACGUGCUGUACGACAAGAACCACUACAAGCUCGCGCUCGGCCAGCUGCGCACCGCGCGCCACCUGAUCGACCAGGUCGCGAAGGACUACGUCCGCCUGCUCAAGUUCGGCGACUCGCUCUACCGCUGCAAGCAGCUCAAGCGCGCCGCCAUGGGCCGCAUGGCGACGAUCAUGCGCCGCCAAAAGGACCCGCUCGCCUACCUCGAACAAGUCCGCCAACACAUCUCGCGCCUCCCCUCAAUCGACCCCUCAACCCGCACCCUGUUAAUCUGCGGCUACCCGAACGUCGGCAAGUCCUCCUUCAUCAACAAGAUCACGCGCGCGGACGUCGACGUGCAGCCGUACGCCUUCACCACCAAAUCUUUGUUCGUAGGGCACCUCGACUACAAAUAUUUGCGGUGGCAGGUGAUCGACACGCCCGGGAUCUUGGACCACCCGCUCGAGGAGAUGAACACGAUCGAGAUGCAGAGCAUCACGGCGCUCGCGCAUCUGAAGGCGUGCGUGCUGUACUUUAUGGAUCUGAGCGAGCAGUGCGGGUAUAGCGUCGAGGCGCAGUGCAAGCUGUUCCACUCGAUAAAGCCGCUCUUCGCCGGCAAACCGGUCAUGCUCGUCAUCAACAAGAUCGACGUGACGCGCCUGUCCGACCUCGAUCCCUCCGUGCGGGCCAUGGUCGACGACAUCGUCUCCACGUCCGACGUCCAGCUCGCUCAAAUGUCAACAUUCACGGACGAGGGCGUCAUGGACCUCAAGAACCGCGCGUGCGACACUUUACUAGCCCAGCGCGUCGAGUCGAAGCUCAAAGGCGCGAAGAUCAACACGGUCUUGAAUCGGAUACACGUCGCGGUGCCCAAGGCGCGCGACGAGGUCGUGCGCGCGCCGUUUAUACCUGAGGGCGUGCAGGGGCGGAAGAAGUACGACCGGGAGGAUCCCGGGCGGAGGCGGCUGGCGAGGGACGAGGAGGGCGAGAACGGGGGGGCUGGGGUGUUCAAUAUCGAUAUCAAACAGGAUUAUAUACUCGCGAACCCCGAGUGGAAACAAGAUAUCAUCCCCGAGAUCAUGGACGGCAAGAACGUCGCGGACUUUAUCGACGCGGACAUCGUCGAGCGCCUAGAAGCGCUCGAGCGCGAAGAAGAAAAGCUCGUCGCGGAGGGUUAUUACGACUCCGACUCUGACCGCCCCCUCUUCGACUCGGACGACGAGCGCGACCGGGCGGCGAUCGGGGAGAUGGACCGGCACAAAUUGCAAAGUCAGGAGAAGAAGCGGCUGAAGUCUACGGCGAGAUUGCCGGCGAGCGCGAAGGUGCGCACGAUAAGCGAGCUGGCGCGCGAUCUGACGAGGGCGGGGCACGAUCCGAGCCGGAUCGAGGAGCGCGCGGCGGUGCUGGCGAAGGCGCGCGGCGCGAAGCGCAAACGCUCGCCUUCGUCUGACGACAGGAUGGACGUUGACGGCGCGGAGUUCGCUUUGGACGCAGAUGCCGAUAUGGACGUCGACCAGGACGGAGAACCCACGUCCGCGACAAAACGCUCAAAAACAAACUCCGGCCGCGCCCUCUCCACCUCCACAACCAAACGCGCACCGAAAACCGACCGGCAAGCGGCGGGCCUGCGCGACGAGGAGCAGGCGCGCCGCGCGACGAAGCUGCGCAACUUCGACCAGAGGCCGCGGAAUUAUAUGGCCAAGGCGGGCGAGGCGGACCGCAAGAUCCAGACGAAGAUGCCGCGGCAUUUGUUUGCGGGGAAGAGGAAGAUGGGGAAGACGGAGAGGCGGUAG
This is a messenger RNA of Peniophora sp. CBMAI 1063, 2022 nucleotides long. NCBI's taxonomy places the organism in Eukaryota, Fungi, Basidiomycota, Agaricomycetes, Russulales, Peniophoraceae. The record is from the annotation of a GenBank genome assembly.